AGAUUGUGAACUGCAGUUAACGUCCAGGUCCUAGCUCCUCAUGAAUAUGAAGUGAAAGACUCCGAUGUAAAAAGAGUUGCCGAACAGGGUGAAAUGGGGGCUCGACAAUGCGGAGGCUGCCUAAGUGGGCUACUGAUUCCCCUGGCACUUUGGAGUAUCAUUGUGAAUAUAUUAUUGUAUUUCCCAAAUGGACAAACUUCCUAUGCAUCCAGCAAUAAACUCACCAACUAUGUGUGGUAUUUUGAAGGAAUCUGUUUCUCAGGUGUCAUGAUGCUCAUAGUAGCAGCAGUCCUUCUCGUACUGGACAGUGGGAACAAUUAUAAAUGUUGCCAGAGUGAAAACUGCAGCAAAAAAUAUAUGACACUACUGUCAAUUAUCUUUUCUGUCCUUGGAAUUGCCUUCUCUGGAUACUGCCUGGUCAUAUCUGCUUUGGGCCUUGUUCAGGGACCCUAUUGCCGCACCCAUAAUGGCUGGGAGUAUCCCUUUGAAGACACUGCAGGACGUUUUCUUACAGAUUCCAGCAUAUGGAUCCAGUGUCUGGAGCCUGCACAUGUAGUAGAAUGGAACAUCAUUUUAUUUUCCAUCCUCAUAACUCUCAGUGGGCUUCAAGUGAUUGUUUGCCUCAUCAGAUUAGUUAUUCAGUUAAUCAAGACACUGUGUGGAACCUAUUCAGUCAUCAUUCAGCCUGGAGUCAUUUGAUUAAGAGCAAGAAAGUUUUCAUGAUUAACAACUAUCUUAUAUCUACUUGAAGACAAUAUUCAAAUGAAGAUGUUUGGUAUUUAUUUUGCCUAUUUGUGAAGUUUGCAGAAGUCGUUGCAGGAGCCAUUCUUUCAUUUAGAAUUUUUUCUAAGCUAUGAGUCAGGAUCUUUAGAAAUGUUUAUA
This is a messenger RNA of Condylura cristata (star-nosed mole), 882 nucleotides long. RefSeq names its product transmembrane 4 L six family member 18 (gene TM4SF18). The record is from RefSeq and is a predicted model, not a curated record. Gene Ontology annotation, cellular component: membrane. Bases 94 to 699 code for a protein of 201 amino acids. The transcript is spliced from 6 exons. Lineage: Eukaryota; Metazoa; Chordata; Mammalia; Eulipotyphla; Talpidae.